This is a messenger RNA of Ilex paraguariensis (yerba mate), 1493 nucleotides long. Lineage: Eukaryota; Viridiplantae; Streptophyta; Magnoliopsida; Aquifoliales; Aquifoliaceae. The record is from the annotation of a GenBank genome assembly.
AUAGAACAGUUCUUCAAGGAAAAUGCAGGCUGCCACGAUUGGAUUGCUCUCUUCUUCAACUUCAUCACUCAACUCAGUGAAAAACCUUAAUCUCUGCUUUCCAUUUCCUCAGCUAAAUAACACAUUGUUGUCCCAAUUUCCCUCUAAUUCCACAUUCUCCCUCGUAAACCUCAACAAUUACAUUAACAAGAAGAAUUCUUUCACAGCGAUCCCCACUCCCGUAUCUGCAACAAUGUCAUCUUCUUCCUUCAAGCCUGAAGAAUCUAGGGUCCCUCCAGCUCUUCCCUUGCCCACACCUCCACUCACCAAGUUCAAGAUUGCUCUCUGCCAGUUGUCAGUUACUGCUGACAAAGAGAGAAACAUUGCUCAUGCUCGAAAGGCGAUUGAGGAGGCCGCAGAAAAGGGUGCUCAGCUUGUUCUUCUUCCUGAAAUUUGGAAUAGUCCAUAUUCGAACGAUAGUUUUCCAGUAUAUGCAGAGGAUAUUGAUGUUGGAGGCGAUGCAUCUCCUUCAGCUUCAAUGUUGUCUGAACUUGCUGGGACUCUACAGAUCACAAUAGUCGGUGGUUCCAUACCUGAGCGUAGUGGUGAUAGGUUGUAUAAUACCUGUUGUGUAUUUGGUACUGAUGGAAAGCUUAAGGCCAAACACAGGAAGAUACAUCUUUUUGAUAUUGAUAUUCCGGGCAAUAUUACCUUUAAGGAAUCAAAGACUCUUACAGCAGGGGAGACUGCAACUAUUGUGGACACAGAUGUAGGGCGUAUUGGUAUUGGUAUAUGCUACGACAUUCGCUUCCAAGAACUAGCAGCAAUAUAUGCUGCAAGAGGUGCUCACUUGCUCUGUUAUCCUGGGGCAUUCAACAUGACUACUGGUCCAUUACAUUGGGAGCUAUUGCAGAGGGCAAGGGCAGCGGAUUGCCAGUUGUAUGUGGCAACUUGUUCACCUGCUCGAGAUUCUGGCGCUGGUUAUGUGGCUUGGGGACACUCUACGCUUGUUGGACCGUAUGGUGAAGUACUCGCAACAACAGAGCACGAUGAGGCAAUAGUCAUCGCAGAGAUUGAUUAUUCGUUAAUUGACCUUAGAAGAACAUACCUUCCAUUUCAGAAGCAGAGGCGGGGUGAUUUGUACCAGUUGGUUGAUGUUCAGAGGCUAAACUCCGCAAAAACUCAUUAAGGAAUAUUGAGUAACAACCAAGGGAUGCAAGUCUAGGGUUAUGUAAUACAAGUCUAGUCCUGGAAGCACAAAGCAAUAGGGUGGCCGGGCCGCCUUUUUGUAAGGAGUGUUAGCCGAGCAAUUUUGGCAUGCUGAAGCUUUAUAAGAUUUUGAUUAUCAUAGGCUCGAGUUUUCGAUUGUCUGGAUUCUUGCUAAGUUUGGUCUCUACACCGUAUGUUCAAGUUUGUCUUACCACGGCUUGUUUUUGUACUAAAGCUUGAAUUCGAACACACAGACUAGUAAAUUUGAAGAAUGCAUGCAAAUCAUGUUGCGAUUUCAAAUUAAG